AUGAUUGUCAUCCCAAUCCUCUAUAAGAUGAAACCUGACGAUGUUAGGAGACAGAAAGGAGUGUUCGGCAAUAGGUUUUGGAGACGCAGUGAAGAAUCCAGCGGUGAAGAGAUGGAGAAAUGGAAACUGGCUUUGAAGGCUGUGUCAAACAAGCAUGGCUUCACGUUGGACAACAAUAGGAGUACAAGAGAAGGGUUUUCCUUGGAGAGGAGGUACAACUUGGAGAACAAGCUAGAACAUUCUAGAAUAUGGGCCGAUAAUGGGCUUCCAUAUAAACUAAUCAUAACACUCCCUUGGAAGUCCAUUAUCUAA
This is a messenger RNA of Microthlaspi erraticum, 312 nucleotides long. The record is from the annotation of a GenBank genome assembly. Lineage: Eukaryota; Viridiplantae; Streptophyta; Magnoliopsida; Brassicales; Brassicaceae.